Fulvia fulva is the source of this 402-nucleotide messenger RNA. RefSeq lists its product as uncharacterized. The transcript has 3 exons. The record is from RefSeq and is a predicted model, not a curated record. Bases 1 to 402 code for a protein of 133 amino acids. Lineage: Eukaryota; Fungi; Ascomycota; Dothideomycetes; Mycosphaerellales; Mycosphaerellaceae.
AUGGCUAACAGCACCACCAAUCUGCACGAUCUCCUCCAGACACUUCCCCAAGAGCUCUACGACGAUAUCUAUAACCUCACCUUCACCGCCAAUCCAGGAGUGCGCUACCUGUGCUACAAACCCAGAACCGACCCCAGCCAACGGUUUACCGCACCUGACACCAAGACUCUCUUCCUCGUAGAUCGCGCCAGUAGUGAGCAGUUCGCGGCAUCCUAUUUUGGAGGACCUGGUGCAGUGUUCAAAUUCGAUAACGAGGGCUACUUGCACCUUUGGCUACGCAGACUGAGCAACAAGCAUCGGGACAUGGUGCGUGAGGCCGAGGUCAGGGAGGGUGUUAUUCUGUCGUGGAGCAAAAGAAAGGUCCACAGCUCUGCCACUGAGAGGCAUGGUUCAGACUCGUAG